AUGACAGCGAAGAUUAGAGAGCAAUUAGUUGCCGGGACCGGAGUGACGCCACAUUCCGGCUCUCGGCAAAUCCACAAGGAGCUGCACCAGCACUGCACAUAUCCAUGGAGCUCCGUCACACUUCAACAGACUGUGGUUGUGUCUGUAAUAUGUUGUCACUGCGUCUUCUUUCCUCUCCGAUGCAGAAUGGCCGAGCUGAUCGAGAAGGAGACGGAGGAAUACCGCAAGGGUGACCCCGACCCCUUUGAUGACCGACACCCGGGUGAGCAAAACUUUCCUGACCCGGAAGGCGGAACCGGGCCCGGCUGGUGUACAUUGGGUUGUUCUGAUCUAACGGGAAUACAGAGAACUCUUCACGGGAAUUUGGUGAACGCCUACGUCAUGACCAGCCGGGAGCCUCCGCUCAACACCGCAGCGUGCCGCCUCUUGCUGGAUAUUAUGCCGGGUCUGGAAACGGCCGUCGUCUUCCAGGAGAAGGAAGGCAUCAUGGAAAACCUCUUCAAGUGGGCUCGAGAAUCAGAACAGCCCCUGCGCACCUACGCCAUCGGACUGCUGGGAGGGGCCAUGGAGAACCAGGAUAUCGCUGCCAAUUACCGCGAUGAGAACUCCCAGCUGGUCGCCCUCGUCCUGCGUCGACUGCAGGAGCUCCAGUCCCGGGAAGUUUCACCCAAGCCGGAAGCGCGACGCCAAAGCCCGCGUAAACCUCUGGGUGAGCCGCUGCUUCCCCUGGACGAGGAGGCCGUGGACAUGGACUACGGCGAAAACAUGGGGGUGGAGGCUAAAGACGUGAACUCCGACCUCUCCUUCCGGACCGAGGCCUCCCCGAGACUGGGGAUCCUCGUCAACUCCGACGGCACGGGGCCGCCGCCGCUGCGCAGGGCGAAGAUGGACGCCGAUAGCCAUCGGAAGGUGAAACACAAACUGUGCUUCUCGGAGUUGGAGCGAGCGCCCAGCGAGUUGUCCAACAGCAGCUGGUCGGAGAUGUCUCCCUGGGUCAUAGGUACCAACUACAGCCUGUGCCCCCUCACCCCGGGCAUAGAACAAAGGCUCAUCCUCCAAUACCUCACCCCGCUGGGAGAAUAUCAAGAGCUGCUCCCCAUCUUCAUGCAGUUGGGCUCCCGGGAACUGAUGAUGCAUUACAUUGACUUGAAGCGCACCAACGACGUCCUCCUCACCUUCGAAGCCCUGAAGCAUUUGGCCUCUCUGCUCCUCCACAACAAGUUUGCCGCCGAGUUUGUGGCUCACGGGGGCGUUCAGAAACUGUUGGAGAUUCCGCGUCCGUCGAUGGCGGCUACCGGGGUGUCCAUGUGUCUCUACUACCUGUCCUAUAACCAGGACGCUAUGGAGAGGGUGUGCAUGCAUCCGCACAAGGUGCUCAGCGAUGUUGUGAGUUACACCCUGUGGCUCAUGGAGUGCUCCCACGCCUCCGGCUGCUGUCACGCCACCAUGUUCUUCUCCAUCUGCUUCUCCUUCCGAGCCGUGCUGGAACUCUUCGACAACCAGGAUGGCCUCCGACGGCUGGUGAACCUGAUCAGCACCCUGGAAAUCCUAAGUUUGGAGGACCAGGGAGCUCUGCUGAGCGAUGAUGAAAUAUUCGCCAGUCGCCAAACCGGGAAGCAUACGUGUAUGGCCCUGCGACGAUACUUCGAGGCGCAUUUGGCUAUCAAGGUGGAGCAGGUCAAACAAUCUCUGCAGCGUACAGAAGGAGGACUGCCAAUACACCCCCCUCCUCCCUACAAAGCCUGCACAUAUACCCGCGAGCAAAUUAUCGAGAUGAUGGAAUAUCUUAUAGAGUUUGGACCCUCUCAGCUGUACUGGGAGCCGGCUGAAGUGUUCCUGAAACUCUCCUGCGUCCAGCUGCUCCUGCAGCUCAUCUCCAUCGCCUGCAGCUGGAAGACGUAUUACGCCAGAAACGACACCAUUCGCUACGCUCUGGACGUUCUCGCCAUCCUCACCGUGGUGCCAAAGAUUCAGCUCCAGUUGUCGGAAUCGGUUGACGUUCUGGAUGAGGCCGCCUCCACCGUCUCUACUGUCGGAAUGAGCAUCGUUUUGGGGGUGGCGGAGGGCGAACUCUUCACCCACGAUGCCGAAGUACAGAAAUCGGCUUUACAGAUCAUCAUCAAUUGCGUCUGUGCGCCGGAGUGCCGCAUCCCCAGCAUCGGCAAAUACGUCUCGGGGACACCGCGGCGGCGGCCCCUGCUUUCUCACUCCUAUCGGCCAAACAGCAGCGGGGAGCCGACCCUGGCCAAGAUGUGGAACGUGGUGCAGUCCAACAAUGGCAUCAAGGUUCUCCUCUCCCUCCUGUCGGUGAAGAUGCCGAUUACGGAUGCCGACCAGAUCCGAGCGUUGGCCUGCAAGGCGUUGGUGGGCCUGAGCCGCAGUGGUUCUGUCCGGCAGAUUAUCAGCAAGCUGCCUUUGUUCAGCAGCAGCCAAAUCCAGCAGUUGAUGAAGGAGCCGAUCCUCCAGGACAAGCGCAGCGAGCACGUCCGCUUCUGCAAGUACGCCGCCGAGCUGAUCGAGCGAGUCUCGGGAAAGCCUCUGCUGAUCGGUAGCGACGUAUCGUUGGCGCGGCUGCAGAAGGCCGACGUGGUGGCGCAGUCGCGGAUCACUUUUCCGGAGAAGGAACUCUUGCUGUUGAUCCGCAACCAUCUGGUCUCCAAGGGGCUGCAGGAUACGGUGGCGGCCCUGACUAAAGAGGCCGACUUGCCGAUGACUGCUGCGCUGCACUCCUCGUCCUUCCUGCCGGCGGCGGCCACUCAGCCUCCUGCUACCUCGUCGCCCGUUUCCCUGCCGCGUACGCCGCGCAUCCCCGCGCGCCUCUCCACCAGCACUUUGUGCCCUCACCUUCCCGCCCGACCUCAGCUGCCUUCCCAGUCGCCAGCCCUCGUGCCCGUCGGCUCUCCGCACAUCGGACGCAUUAGCUUCGGGCGAGAGCGCCACUCCCCCUGCAACGGGAAGAGGAGCCGCGUCCUGCGGCAGAAGUCGGACCACGGCGCCUACAGCCAGAGCCCAGCGAUCAGGAAGCAACUGGAGCGGCACGUGCCUUCCCCACCCACGCUGGACGGUAUUAUGACUGAAUAUUUACGGGAACAGCAUGCUCGCUGCAAGAACCCCGUGGCCAUCUGCCCCCCCUUCUCGCUCUUCACCCCGCACCAGUGCCCUGAGCCCAAACAGCGCAGGCAAGCCCCGACCAAUUGCACUUCACGACUCACCCGCCGAGCUGCCUUCCCCAAAUACGGGGGCGUGGAUGGGGGCUGCUUCGACCGACACCUCAUAUUCAGCAGCUUCCGUCCAAUUUCAGUUUUCCGAGAGGCCAACUUGGAUGAAAGUGGCUUUACGUGUUGCGCGUUUUCGGCGCGGGAACGUUUCCUGAUGUUGGGGACGUGCACAGGACUGCUGAAGUUGUACAAUGUGUUCAGCGGGCAGGAAGAAGCCAGUUACAAUUGCCACAUCUCGGCUAUCACACACCUGGAGCCGUCGCGGGACGGGUCUCUCCUCCUGACUGCUGCGACGUGGAGCCAGCCGCUGUCUGCCUUGUGGGGCAUGAAGUCCGUCUUUGACAUGAAACAUUCGUUCCCCGACGACCAUUACGUGGAGUUCAGCAAACACUCGCAAGAUCGUGUCAUCGGCACGAAGGAGGACGUGGCUCAUAUUUAUGACAUCCAGUCGGGUCAGAAGUUACUGACUUUAUAUAACCCCGACCUGGCCAAUAAUUACAAGCGGAACUGCGCCACCUUCAACCCCACCGAUGACCUGGUGCUGAACGAUGGGGUGCUGUGGGACGUUCGCUCCUCUCAAGCCAUCCACAAGUUUGACAAGUUCAACAUGAACAUCAGCGGCGUCUUCCAUCCCAACGGGCUCGAGGUCAUCGUCAACACCGAGAUCUGGGACCUUCGAACCUUCCACCUCCUGCACACGGUUCCUGCGCUGGACCAGUGCCGGGUCGUCUUCAAUAACACCGGGACCGUGAUGUACGGAGCCAUGCUUCAAGCCGAUGACGAGGACGACCUUCUGGAGGAGAAGAUGAAGAGUCCGUUCGGGUCGUCAUUUCGCACAUUUAAUGCCACAGAUUAUAAACCCAUCGCUACUAUCGAUGUGAAGAGGAACAUAUUUGACCUUUGCACAGACACGAAGGAUUGCUACUUGGCUGUGAUUGAGAAUCAGGGCACAAUGGACGCUCUGAACAUGGACACGGUGUGCCGGCUGUACGAGGUGGGCCGCCAGCGUCUGGCUGAGGAUGAGGACGAGGAGGAAGAUCAGGAGGAUGAAGAGCAGGAGGAUGAUGAGGAGGACGAUGAUGACGACGAUUCUGAUGAUCUGGAGCCUCUGCUGGACGCCGAGAUAGAAGAUGAGGAAGAGGCCGGAGAGCAGGCCGGGGAGGACGGAGAGAACGACUUCUCCCCUUCCGAUGAUGAGGAGCUCGCCAAUCUGCUGGAUGAUGAUGACGAUGGCGAUGAAGGACAUGAGGAUGAUGACGACUCCGAUAUAGACCCCGAGGUGGAGCUGAUACUGGGAGACUCAGACAGCUCGGACAAUUCGGACCUUGAAGACGACAUCAUCCUGGCGCUGAACGAAUGAGGGGUCUGCGGUGCGUCCAGGGAACGUGCGCAGGGUCGUUUCCCUCCUGGGGUCACUGUGAGGAGCGCAGAGCCGCCG
Molecule: messenger RNA, 4656 nt
Organism: Nanorana parkeri
Lineage: Eukaryota; Metazoa; Chordata; Amphibia; Anura; Dicroglossidae
Gene: DCAF1
Product: DDB1 and CUL4 associated factor 1
Exons: 23
Coding region: 1-4578 (1525 amino acids)
Biological process (GO): protein ubiquitination
Cellular component (GO): nucleus; Cul4-RING E3 ubiquitin ligase complex
Molecular function (GO): histone H2AT120 kinase activity; nuclear estrogen receptor binding
Source: RefSeq, a predicted model, not a curated record